GCGAGGUGUGGGAAGCCGGGGGCGGGAGGAGGUAAGGAGUGGGGCCGCCUGCGGCGGAGAGGAUGGCGGAGGUGGCCGGCACUGUGCUCGGCGUGGGCACUGGCGUGUUCGUCUUAGCUCUGGUCUGGGUGCUGGCGCUGCUGCUGUGUGCGGUGUUGUCCAGAGCCUCCGGUGCAACCAGGUUCUCCGUGGUUUUGGUAUUCCUCGGUGCUCUGCUCAUCACGGCAGUCCUGUUGCUCUUCCCCCGCGCCAGUGAAACCCCAGCCCCAGAGGUCGAGAUGAAGAUUGUGGAUGCCUUCUUCAUUGGUCGCUACGUCCUGCUGGCUUGCCUCACUGCUGUCUUCCUCGGAGCUCUCUUCUUGGUUCUAACUCAUCACAUCCUGGAGCCAAUCUAUGCCAAACCACUGAGGUCCUACUGAGCGCUGCUCACGAAAACUAAGACCCCGUCCUCUCCCUCACUUGGAUGUUACUCAUGAGCAAAGGGCACGAGUUGGAGAGCCUUGUUUUGAUAGCCUUCAUGCCUGAAGACCGGGGGAAAUCCAUUCAUUGCUAAGACAGAUCCCUUGAGUCCUGGCUUCCAGACACGGGGCUGCUGGUUGAGCAUCGACCUAUGAGCCGGAAGGUCACGGUUUGAUUCCCGGUGUGCAGGAGGUGGCCAAUCAGUGAUUCUCUCUCAUUGAUGUUUCUCUCUCUCUCUCCCUCUCCCUUCCUCUCUGAAAUCAA
Messenger RNA from Eptesicus fuscus (big brown bat), 723 nucleotides. RefSeq names its product transmembrane protein 218 (gene TMEM218). NCBI's taxonomy places the organism in Eukaryota, Metazoa, Chordata, Mammalia, Chiroptera, Vespertilionidae. The record is from RefSeq and is a predicted model, not a curated record. The transcript has 4 exons. Bases 63 to 419 code for a protein of 118 amino acids.